AACGGAAUUACUCAUAAACUGAACAUCCUCGGUAAAAGAAAACGCAUCAGGACCAUAAACCGGUCACGUUCACGGCCCGGAAAGCCGUAAAUGGGUCCCAGCAGCCGCAAUCGAUCACCACUGUUAGUUGUUCUUUUCGUCCCUCUACUGUGCCGGGCCCUCUAUUUAAACCCUUUGCUUGGAUUGAAGGAAACAAAAGGAAUCAUAACAAAUGGCGUCUUGGAAUUCAGUUCAUCUUGAGGUUCUGUACAACGUUUUGGGAUGGGUCGCCUUUGUCUCUUGGUCCAUCAGUUUCUACCCUCAAGUCAUCCUCAAUUUCCGAAGGAAAAGCGUGGUGGGAUUGAAUUUCGAUUUUAUAAUACUCAAUUUGACCAAGCACUCGUCGUAUCUGAUUUACAAUGCUUCUCUGUUCUUUAGCCCGGCCGUGCAGAGGCAGUACCGUGAGAAAUUUGGUUUCAAUCAGAUGAUACCAGUUGCUGCUAAUGAUGUGGCUUUCUCCAUGCACGCUGUCCUACUGACUGCCUUUACCUUGUUUCAGAUUGUAAUUUAUGAGUGUGGAAAUCAGAAAAUCUCCAAAGUCUCAAUCGGAAUUGUUUCUGCAGCCUGGUUAUUUGCUGCGGUUUGUGUCUGUAUUGCUAUACCCAGACAUUCAUGGUUGUGGCUGGUCUCCUUUUGUUUCAACAAUAUUCAGGUUGUUAUGACGAUCAUCAAAUACAUUCCUCAGGUUGUCUUGAAUUUCCGGCGAAAAAGCACAGUUGGGUUUAGCAUCGGCAACAUCUUGCUCGAUUUUCUCGGAGGGGUGACUAAUUAUUGCCAGAUGGCUGUUCAAUCCAUAGACCAGAAUUCAUGGGUGAACUUCUAUGGAAACAUAGGAAAGACAAUGAUAUCUUUGGUUUCAAUCUUUUUCGAUAUCCUCCUCAUAAUCCAGCAUUACGUGCUGUAUCGCCCCAAGAAAAAUGACGUUCAGUCGGACCCAAAUGUGGUCAGCAAGGAUCCACUUCUAGAAACCACUGAUCCUCUUUCUGACAAUCCCUUCCAAAACCAUCAAACGCUCUCACCCCACAANGCCCUUUACACCCCGCGGCCGAAAUCCGGAAUCCCCAGCGGGCCGCCAACCGCAGGCCUGUUCACGAAGGUCCCCUCCAAGCCCACCAACCACUCCAAGUUCACCGGCAAGUGCGGCCGACCCCAGUGCCGCGGUUGCCACGUCGGGCCCGCCUGCAAGUCGAGGGGCAAGGCCAAGGGGGCCCACAAGGCCAGAUCCGCGGCGGCUGACUACUCGGAGGACGAGGAUUACUAUGACGACGGAGAUGACUACGACCGCGAUUUAAUUGAAUCCGACCGUCGUUCGUGGUGCGCCAGAUCUAGAUCGCCGCCUCCGGUUAGAUCCCCGUCUCGCGGUAAGUUGGAGAUUGUUGAUGAAUUGUCGUCACGCGAUCAAUUGGAGAUUGAUGUUGAAUUGUCGUCUCGCGAACAAUUGGAGAUUGAUGGUGGAUCGUCGGUUGAGAGUGUCGAUGACGAUAAGAUGAGUUAUUGCGAAGUGGGGAUAUUGUGCGGAUCGGAGGAUGGGGAUGAGAGUUGGUGUUUGGUUGACGAGAAAAACGUGACUUGCUCUUAG
Molecule: messenger RNA, 1618 nt
Organism: Striga asiatica
Lineage: Eukaryota; Viridiplantae; Streptophyta; Magnoliopsida; Lamiales; Orobanchaceae
Source: the annotation of a GenBank genome assembly